Papaver somniferum (opium poppy) is the source of this 1182-nucleotide messenger RNA. The record is from the annotation of a RefSeq genome assembly. Lineage: Eukaryota; Viridiplantae; Streptophyta; Magnoliopsida; Ranunculales; Papaveraceae.
AUGACUGUAUCAGCUACAAGAAAAGACCUCAUGAUAGUCAAUAUGGGUCCUCACCACCCAUCGAUGCAUGGCGUUCUUCGACUCAUCAUUACUCUAGAUGGUGAAGACGUUAUUGACUGUGAACCUAUAUUGGGUUAUUUACACAGAGGGAUGGAAAAAAUAGCGGAAAACCGAACAAUUAUACAAUAUCUGCCUUAUGUAACGCGUUGGGAUUAUUUAGCUACUAUGUUUACCGAGGCAAUAACGGUAAAUGGACCAGAACAGUUAGGAAAUAUUCAAGUUCCUAAAAGAGCCCGUUAUAUCAGAGUAAUUAUGUUGGAACUGAGUCGUAUAGCCUCUCAUUUAUUAUGGCUUGGCCCUUUUAUGGCGGAUAUAGGUGCGCAGACUCCUUUCUUCUAUAUUUUCAGAGAGAGAGAAUUGAUAUAUGAUCUAUUUGAAGCUGCCACAGGUAUGCGAAUGAUGCAUAAUUAUUUUCGUAUCGGAGGAGUAGCUGCUGAUCUACCUCAUGGCUGGAUAGAUAAAUGUUUAGAUUUCUGCGAUUAUUUUUUAACCGGGGUUGCUGAAUAUCAAAAGCUUAUUACGCGAAAUCCUAUUUUUUUAGAACGCGUUGAGGGGGUAGGCGUUGUUGGUGGAGAGGAGGCAAUAAAUUGGGGUUUAUCAGGGCCAAUGCUACGAGCUUCCGGAAUACAAUGGGAUCUUCGGAAAGUCGAUCAUUAUGAGUGUUACGACGAGUUUGACUGGGAAGUACAAUGGCAAAAAGAAGGGGAUUCAUUAGCCCGUUACUUAGUCCGAAUCGGUGAAAUGACAGAAUCCAUAAAAAUAAUUCAACAAGCUUUGGAAGGAAUUCCGGGAGGGCCCUAUGAAAAUUUAGAAGCCCGACGCUUUGAUAAAGCAGGGGAUUCUGACUGGAAUGAUUUUGACUAUAGAUUUAUUAGUAAAAAAACAUCUCCCACUUUUGAAUUGUCAAAACAAGAACUUUAUGUGAGAGUAGAAGCCCCAAAGGGGGAAUUGGGAAUUUUUCUGAUAGGGGAUCAUAGUGCUUUUCCUUGGAGAUGGAAAAUUCGUCCUCCGGGUUUUAUCAAUUUGCAAAUUCUUCCUCAGUUAGUUAAAAGAAUGAAAUUGGCGGAUAUUAUGACGAUACUAGGUAGUAUAGAUAUCAUUAUGGGAGAAGUUGAUCGUUAA